Messenger RNA from Rhopilema esculentum, 2940 nucleotides. RefSeq lists its product as uncharacterized. Gene Ontology annotation, cellular component: cytoplasm. NCBI's taxonomy places the organism in Eukaryota, Metazoa, Cnidaria, Scyphozoa, Rhizostomeae, Rhizostomatidae. The record is from RefSeq and is a predicted model, not a curated record.
CGGAGGGGGGUAAGGGAAAAUUCGACACCCAGAAUAGAAGGUUUUGAAAAAGCUCUAUUGUUUUAACAAAAAGGGAGUAGGUAGGAUAGUAAUUGUGGUACACAACAACAAGAAAUGUUGUUGUUGUUGUGUAGCUUGAAAAUUGGCGGUUAAACUGUUUCGGAAAAAAGUAAUUAUGGGGUUUUGAUUUAUUGUUUAUCGCGAAAUUCAUCUCAGAACAGAGAGUUUUGCUAUUUGGCAGAAAUAGAAAUGCCUACAUCUAAAGGAAGAAAGCAGCGCCUAAUUGCUAGACAACAGGAGAGGCAGAAAAUUGCAAUCGAGAAGAAGUCCAAAGUAGGCCUAAAAAGAAAAGAUCGUCAUCACCACUUUCAAACAGUUUCAAGUAAUUCUGGAGCCUUAUGGGCAUUGUUAGGUCACACGAAAUGCAACUUAUCAAACGAAAAGAGUGAAAAGCCUGGAGAUGCAUUUAAAGUACUCGAAAGUAUGCACAAGACAGACCAAGAAGAAGAUUCAAACAAAACGAAGGGCGAGAUGGCUCUCGUUGUCAAAACAGCACUCCCUGGCACCGAAAUGGAAGAGACGACAGCAGAAACUACUUCUAAUAAUCUACUUGAAAUGAGCAUUGAUCGUUUCAACGCGGGUGUCGAUACUGAAUCUCAUCAUGGAGGUUCUAGAAAGUUUGAAAGAGGUCUUCAUACACAACUGUCCGAUAUAAUCUUCAGUGCUGGAGCAAUGCCAUUCAGGCUAUGGAAAAAGUUAAAGCAGGUCUUUUAUAUUAUGGUGAAAUGCUCAUCAUCAGAUGACAUUGAAGAGCUCAAAGCUAGAGUUUCAUUGCUGGAACAGGAGGUGCAGAAUCUUAGACAGUCAUUCUUAUUAAAGAGAAAUGACGGUACUGUCAAAGACCAUGGAGUACCUUCACAGAUGAUUCCAGUUCCAUGCAUGGAACCACCCAUUCCAACAGCAGCAUUUGCACCACCACCUCCACCACCUCCUCCUCCACCACCUCCUCCUCCACCACCUCCUCCUCCACCACCUCCUCCACUGCCUCUUCCAGCAGCUUUGAAGAAAGUUCAGCUUAUCAAACCCAAUGUGAAACAGCAGCAAACUUGUGCAAAAAAUCAGCUAGGAAGCUCUGAUGCUGGUGGAAUGAAAAUAACUAACGACCAACUUCGCAAUGUAAAACUAAAAAAGGUGAGCUUCAUGCCUAGUUCUGGAGCACAGACACCUGCGAAAGGACUUCAGCUGGUCACAUUAAAAGACCUGAGUAGUGUAAAGCUUAGAAAAACUUCUUCUGUCUGCGAUGGCAAGGAAAACACUUGCACAUUUGAUACCAACACAGCGCUGAGAGAGCUGAGUAACUUGCUAUCUGAAGAGAAUAUUGGAAAACGUGAUUCAAUUUCCACAAGAAGGACACCCUUCAACGGAUAUAACUUACGCAAAACUUUACGCAAAGUGAACCUCAAGCGUAGUCCUGGUGGGACACCUUUGGUUAAAUCAAAGCAAGAAACUGGUGCCGGAUUGACCCCUAUGUUAACUGCUGCACUCAGGAGAAAAUUCAAGAGUGUCAAACAGCCGUCGCUAGAGAGCAGUCCAGACUUUUUCAACAACGAAAAUUAAAUGAAUAGAAUUUGCUAUUAAUAAUUGAAAUAUUGUAAACAUUUAAAAGUUUAGUUAAAACUGGGUAGCAACAAAAUCUACCGUAUUUCUUCUAGUAAUCAUAUAUAUUUCCGUACGUCUGGGAGAAAAUCUGGGCCUUGAAGCUAUGAUAUUUUUCUUGAACUUAUGUUCAAAUUCAUCUUCAGGAGAAAUUGUCAGGUGUACAAACAUAUAAUUUAGUAUUGAAUAUUUGUUUCAGUGGCAGGUUAUCGACUGCCUGUAAAAGGAAAUUGGAUUUGUAUUUGAAACUUUCCAAUGUUAUUGCAGAAGGAGAAAUUCAAUGUAAAAAGGUUGCACAAGCUAGCUCCAGAUUCCUUUUCGUGAGGUCACUUCCCCAGCUAUCGUCCUCGCUAGAUUCAUUGUUUCAUUUUCGCCUGAGGAACCUCAACCCCGAAUCUCAUCCUAUUUCAGAUCUUAUCGUAUCAGAUUUUCUCUCUAAAUCGGACACUCAGUAAGAAGGCGUCCCUCUGACUUUUGAUUAGAAAAAGACAAUCAUUAUUGAAGGAAGGGUGUGGGGGAGGGGAGGGGGGGGUGUUAUUUUUUUUUAGACGAAAAUAAUUAUUUAUUAGAAGAAAUACGGUACAAGCAAAUUAAAAAUGUAUUAAGAAAAACACGAAAUAUAUGUUACAAUAUACGUUACAAUUUCAUUUUUACCCAUUAGCGUUUUAAUACUUAUGUACUUUCAGAUGGUUUAUUUGCUAUAUCAUCUUCUUACUUUCAGAAAAGGUACCUUUGUUAUAACGAAUUACAUUCAGUAACCUAAGUUGUUUUUUAUAAUAUUUUUAUACGCGGUUCCUAAUUCUUUGAAAAACGUUUUAUAGGAUAGUUACGUUUUAAUCCACCUAUCUUAUUAUACACAAUGGAUCUGGCAAGUAGAAGUAACUAGAAAUAGUCGAUUAAAAAAUUCAAUCAACCUUUAGGUAUUUCUGACGUAUAAAGAAUUUAUUCGGCUUGUUGAAAUACUUAUCAAAUUACGUCUUAUAUUUUUGGUGGCUUGCAGAGAAGGUUGGUAAAUUGUACACAAAGAAAGGAUAUAAAUGGCAUUGAAGGCUAAAAAAAUUUUUGGUAAAACGUCUUCCAUAACCUUUAGUGUAAAACUUAUAAAAAGUAAAAUAAACCCCGGGUAAACUUUAGGACAUUCUUCGAUUCAUGUAAGAAAUUAAAUGAUUGAAUGUGAAGGCAUACCUUGUUUUUAACCUAUCAGUACCUUAACGUAACUUAAUAAUUUCUAUUUAGUAUUUGUUUUUGUAUUCAAUUGAAAUUUUAUUCAACGGAUUGCUAUUA